Molecule: messenger RNA, 1209 nt
Organism: Brassica rapa (field mustard)
Lineage: Eukaryota; Viridiplantae; Streptophyta; Magnoliopsida; Brassicales; Brassicaceae
Product: replication protein A 70 kDa DNA-binding subunit B-like
Source: RefSeq, a predicted model, not a curated record
AUGGCAAUGGUGCGAGCCAAAAAAAAUAUUGUUUCUUAUGUGAAAGAAUUAAAACUCCGUAAAGAUACGUCGCGUAUUGAAGUUAGGAUUGUUCGCUUGUGGAGAAACUAUAACAAAGAAUCAGGAAACACCAUUGAAAUGGUGGUUGUUGAUAAAGAAGGGACAAGAAUUCAUGCUUCAGUUGGUGAACAACUCAUCAAAAAAUUUGAUGACAAGCUACGCGAGGGAGAUGCGAUUGUCCUCCAGUUGUUCAAAGUGUACGAUGCAACUGGUGAAUACCGUACAACGCCACAUCCUUACAAAAUUGGCUUCUUUCCAACAACUUUUGUUGGAAAAGCUGAUGAUUUUCCAAGUGCAGUUCCCGAAAAGUAUUUCGCGGACUUCUAUGAUAUUCUUGGUGGAAAUCUGGAUCAUAGCUCUUUGGUUGAUUUUGUUGGCCAAAUAGUUAACUUCGGGUCUCUGGAAAACAAAAUAAUAAAAGGAAAAGACAACAUGAGGCUCUUGGUUGAGCUGCGUAACGCAAAUAAUGUGAAGAUGAUGUGUACUAUGUGGGGUUGUUAUGCUAAACAAGUAUACGAAUACAGUAGUAGUAACAUGUCGACCAUGAUUAUUUGUGUUAUCAGAUUUUGUUCUGUUAAAGAGUGGAAAUGUGAUUACUCCAUAUCUAGCAGGUAUAAUUCAACACAUAUUCUGCUCAACCCAACACUUAAUUUUAUUGAGGAGUUCAAAUCAAGUCUCCCUGAUGAUUCACUUGCUCUUACAAACAACGAUAGUAGCCAAUGGUCUGUUGGUACUGCUACUUCUAUUCGUGCCAGGUUUUUUGUUCUUAAUGAGAGGCUAACCAUCAGAGAGAUCAUUGACAGUACUCUGGUUGGCACUUUUGUCACUCUGCGGACUAUAUCAACAAUUGAUACUGAACGUUGCUGGCAAUAUUUAAGUUGCAAAUACCACAACAAAAAAGUGAUGCCGACAACCAAUGUUGAUGGUGAUGGCCGGCCCUUGCUCUUCUACAAUACGUGUGACAAAGAACACAUUGAUGUCAUUUCCAGGUUCAAAUUAAUUGCCCAUGUCAAGGACGAUAGCGGUGAGGCUAAUUUUCUUUUGUUUGAUGCUAAUGCUCAACAAAUUGUGCGUCAUUCUGCUGCUGAACUCUAUGACGAGAAUAAAUUCGUUGAUAAAACCACAAUUGUACAUCAAUUAAAACCAUAA